Penicillium griseofulvum is the source of this 729-nucleotide messenger RNA. RefSeq lists its product as uncharacterized. The record is from RefSeq and is a predicted model, not a curated record. The coding region runs from base 1 to 729 and encodes 242 amino acids. The transcript has a single exon. NCBI's taxonomy places the organism in Eukaryota, Fungi, Ascomycota, Eurotiomycetes, Eurotiales, Aspergillaceae.
AUGGGAUACAAGUCCUAUCCCCAGCGUCUAGCAAAUGCCCUUACCACCAGACGGUGGGACUACCUUAGUAUUGUUGGUGGUAGCCUCUGCUCCUUAUUUUUCCUGAUCGCAUUGGCAGCAUCAGACAAUAUCCCACCCACUGCACCGUGGUGGGAUGCCAACCGAGUUCACGCCCAUUACUGGUCUCACCUGAGAGGCACCCAUGCUGCUAGUAUAUUUGUCAUGUUCUCCGGUGCUCUCUACGUCGUCUAUUCAGCAGCUCUCACACGUCAAAUUCGCAGAAUCCCUGAUAUCGACCCUAUCCUCACUGACCUUCAACUUGCAUGUGGGUCAGCAGCAUUCAGCGUCUUCAUGAUAGGAGCCGUUGCUAUGAGCCUGCUGACAUUCCGCGAUUAUGGCCCGGAGUUGACACAGCUCAUGAACGAUAUUUUCUGGAUGGCCACGUUUUUGGCAUGGCCAAUCUUCUUCGUGCAGAUGUGGACGGUUGCGUGGGCGGUCUUCAGCGAUAAGAGCCCUACCCCUGUUGUUUCUAGAAGAAUGGGUUUGAUCAAUAUUAUCGCUCCAGUUGUCUACGCCCUUGGCGCUGGAAUCCACAUCCAUCAAACAGGGCCUUUGGCAUGGAAUGGUGGCCUUGUGUAUUGGCCGACAUUGGUAGCUUUUGGAUUCCAAGUCAAUGUUGACCUCUGGUAUAUAUGGAAGAGUCUUGAAGCUAGUCAUGCUCUUCCCUAA